This is a messenger RNA of Babesia microti strain RI, 987 nucleotides long. RefSeq names its product BmGPI12, BMN1 family, BMN1-9, BmSA1 orthologue. The coding region runs from base 1 to 987 and encodes 328 amino acids. The record is from RefSeq and is a predicted model, not a curated record. NCBI's taxonomy places the organism in Eukaryota, Apicomplexa, Aconoidasida, Piroplasmida, Babesiidae. The transcript has a single exon.
AUGGUGUCAUUCAAACCAACCAUAAUCACUGCUUUCGCAGCGUUUCUUGCUUUUGGGAAUAUCUCACCUGUACUUUCUGCUGGUGGUAGUGGUGGUAAUGGUGGUAAUGGUGGUGGUCAUCAAGAGCAAAAUAAUGCUAAUGAUAGUAGUAAUCCCACCGGAGCCGGUGGACAACCCAAUAACGAAAGUAAGAAAAAGGCAGUAAAACUUGACUUGGACCUCAUGAAAGAAACAAAGAAUGUUUGCACCACUGUUAAUACUAAACUAGUCGGAAAAGCAAAGAGCAAAUUAAACAAAUUAGAAGGUGAAUCCCAUAAGGAGUAUGUAGCUGAGAAAACGAAGGAGAUAGAUGAGAAAAAUAAGAAAUUUAACGAGAAUCUUGUUAAAAUAGAGAAAAGGAAGAAAAUUAAGGUUCCUGCCGAUACUGGUGCUGAAGUGGAUGCUGUUGAUGAUGGUGUUGCGGGUGCACUAUCCGAUUUAUCCUCCGAUAUCUCCGCUAUUAAGACUCUCACCGACGAUGUAUCCGAGAAGGUUUCUGAAAACUUGAAAGAUGAUGAGGCCAGUGCAACAGAACACACUGAUAUAAAAGAAAAAGCCACCCUGCUUCAAGAGUCUUGCAACGGAAUUGGCACUAUCCUAGAUAAGUUGGCCGAAUAUUUAAAUAAUGAUACAACUCAAAAUAUCAAGAAAGAAUUUGAUGAACGCAAGAAGAAUCUCACCUCUUUGAAGACAAAGGUAGAAAAUAAGGAUGAAGAUUAUGUUACUCACUUUAGAGACAUGGCAACUGAGGCACAGAAUGCAGUCGGUGAAGUUAAGAAAGCCAUUGACGCUGUUGUUGCUCACAGAAAGGCCGAAAACCUCGAUGUGGAUGAUACACUCUUUUCAAACCUAUCCACUCUCCUUGAUACUAUUAUUGAAACAUCUAGGGCAUAUCUCCCAGGGGUUGCAUUCGCUUUGUUAUCCUCGGUCGCUAUGUUUCUAUUCUAA